Ochlerotatus camptorhynchus is the source of this 3879-nucleotide messenger RNA. RefSeq lists its product as uncharacterized. The record is from RefSeq and is a predicted model, not a curated record. The transcript is spliced from 10 exons. Lineage: Eukaryota; Metazoa; Arthropoda; Insecta; Diptera; Culicidae. Gene Ontology annotation, molecular function: protein binding; DNA binding. Bases 295 to 3309 code for a protein of 1004 amino acids.
GAGUUUGUUCGGCAAGCGGAGGUUUGCAUCAUUUCGCUGUGAGGUUUUGCGAACGGUUUUUUACGUGAAUUUCGCGUGUGACCCAUACCGAUCGUGUGAUCAUUACGAGGGAAAAGUGCGAUCUCAAGUGAAGUUUCCAUCCACUGCGUGACUCCAGUUCCAUCGUAGUCAUUUUCGAAUAAUAUCGCAUCUCCGCGAAUACCGUGUGUCGUGUGCGCGCAUUAUUUGUGUUGGUUCCGCGGCCGGAUAGCAUCACCUACGGAUUUGUGAAGCGUCGUGUGUAUUGGUGCAGGAAUGGCACAGCAACAUAAGCUGCAUUUUCGGGACCAGCACCAGCAACCACCACUCGUGGCCGGAGGAACGACUGGAACUAGCAGCACAUUUACGGCAACAGGAGGAACUGGUCACGGCAGCAGUGAAAAACGCAAGCAUCGCGUGUUAGAGUGUGAUAGUGAUGAAGACGAUUUUGCUGGAUUCGACGAGGACGCCACCCGUAGUGAGAACGGAGCUUUAGGUUCGCCCAGAUUGUCGAAUUCGAUUUCCGCUUUUGUAAACCUAAAGAAGGCUCGAGAAUUUAAAUCAACUCUUUUAUCAUCAUCGCCAUCGACGGGAGGACUUCCGGCAAGCGGAUCUGAUGCUUCGGCAGUAGAAACUUUGGGGGGUGUCGCAGAAAAACAGGACGAAAUGGAGUCUCUGGUUGAACUAGAAGCAUCAACGGGAGGAGGUGGAUCUGGCAUUUUUGAACCGAGCGGUAAAGCUGCGAUGCUAAUGGCGUCCAGUCAGGCCAAGCGAAAAGUGACCGCACCCGUCAAUGCUCAGGACGAAGCUUUUAAGUUGCCGUUCAAGUUCGGCUGGAAGCGGGAAUUGGUAUACCGUGCUAAUAUGGACGGUAAUAGCAAGGACAAAGGCGAGGUAUAUUACAUUACUCCAACGGGGAAAAAACUACGCACGCGAAAUGAUAUUGUUAUGGCCCUACACGAGGGACUAACAAUGGACAAUUUUACGUUCAUGAAAGAAUCUGUUGGUGGUUCUCCAGAUGAAGAGAUUAUUAGGAGUGCUAAAUCGUAUGGUAGUACGCCACGACGUUCAAUUAAUUCGGUGCCAGUGGCGGAAUUAGUUUCGGAUAAUAAUCUAGGCAAACGCAUUCCGAAACCAAAAAUGCCAAAAGGAGCUAGCCCGCCUCCUACUUCUACGUCGCGUACAUCGCUCGGUCAGUCCCGCACCCCACCUUCUUCUCGUUCAAAUUCCCAAACCUCACCCAAAUCUGGGGCAUCCGUCGGGGGUCAUCGUGGCACCACAACCACUACAGUCGGUCAAAAACCGAACGAAAAUACUUUCAAUGCAGCCAAGUCAGCAAAGCUGAAAAACAAAGUCGAAACAUGUACCAUCCAGUGUCUACCGGCAAUGGGGAUGAUUCCUCAACUUCAAUGCGUCUCUUGCCUGUGUAUGUACCAUCCGGAGUGUGUUGAAGCAACUACAGCCGAAAUUCUGGCUCGAAGAUUUACCUGUAAGAUUUGCAUGGAUGAACAAUCAACUGUCUCGGAUCUCGAAAGCAUGGCGACGUUUGAAAGACCCGUGAUAAAUUCUAUCACUGCAAUCCAACCAUUAGCAGCUCAAUCGUUGAACAAUGGCAAUGCAACUGCUACAACCGUCCCUGUAGUUGAUAAACAAAAGAAACCCACUCCACCUCAGCAGCCACCCAAAACCGGUCCAGGUACACCUAAAAGCAGUGGAAAAGAACCUCCUCCCCAGGAUGUGAUUGUUGUAGGAAACCAUCAGUUCAUUGUUGUUCCGAAAGGCAAACCAGCUCCACCGAAGAAUAAAAAGCUAUCUAAACAACCACUACCACAACAGCAGCCACCGGUACAGCAGCAAUCGUUAGUGCAAGCUCCGAUGCAGCCAACAGUAUCCGACGACAGCCGGAAAGCUGUAGGUAAUGCAAAACAAGUCGCCGCCAACAAUCAGGCCAAUAGUCGAAGCUUCAUUGCAGCGGACUUGGCUGCCAUCAGCCAGAACAACAGUACACGGACUUCCUCGCUUGCUGCUGGAGUCGAACAAAAUAGGUUGUUUGCGUCGAAUUUCUUCUCCAACGUAUCAAUUGGUUAUGAUGUACUGCAGCAAACGUUUCAAUAUCUUAAAGUACAGGAACUGCUGCGUGCGAGUUGUGUUUGUCGAAUGUGGAACCAAGUUGCGAAUCAUCCGCGGUUGUGGAGGACUGUUCGCAUGAAGAAUUCGCAUGUCAACGAUUGGAGUGGUCUCGCCAACACCUUGCACAAGAACGGCACCAAGCAUUUAGAUCUGCGGAAAAUGUUAAUCUCCGGGAAUAGUGACGAAAUGUGGCACAGGUUUGCAGAAAACAUCUCCCAUGUCGAUAACCUUGAAAGAAUUGAUCUAUGUCGCUGUUCUUCGACGGUGGUUGGCAAUUUGUUAAAGUCGAAUCCUAAUCUCAAGGUUAUCAAUGCCCUCGCGAUCAAGAAUGAUCCUCUAGACUUUUCAAACUUUCAAUACGGCAAGUACCUUCAAGAGCUGAGGCUUAAAUCAUCCGCUGCAGUGUCAGUGGAUAAUGAUCUCUCGCAACUUGGCUUCCUUACAUGUCUUCGACAUCUCUCAUUGACUUCAAUUCAGAGACUGGGAUCAACCUCAAUCAAGGCACUGGAGAAUUUGGUAAACCUAGAGUCACUCGAAUUGGGAGAAUGUACCGAAAUUGGUCAUAAUCUUGCUGAAAUCCUUCCUAGUAUGAUUAAUCUGCAACGAUUGCGACUGGAAAAGGGUCAGGAAAAUGUCAACAUGUUCGCAGUUUUGGAAGGUAUAUCAAAAAUUCCAAGUCUAAGUCAGCUUGAACUUAUCAAUUGCGAUGUGAAAGUUGGAUUCGACAAACACAUAAAUAAGUGCAACAACAUCAAGAAGCUGCUCCUGAUUCCGACGUACGUUUCUCAAUCUGCAGCUACGAAUCAUAUGGUACUUAGCGGAAUAGCAAAGCUGAAGGACACUCUCGAGAUUUUCAUUUGGCCUGUAACGGUUGAACUACUGCGGGUGACGGAGUUGUACAUAGAUCAGUGUGAUACGAAAAAUCGAGAUGAUAAAAACAGUCCCGGUGAAAGCAUACCAAUACUGAAACCGGUGCCUGGAGUAGAUGAAGUACCGAUCGCCAACAGCUCAAACACGCCCGACACUCCGGCGCAGGUCGAAAUCGUUCCCCUUACUACAGUCAACAGCAUUCUUGACCGAUCACUCCCCAAGACCAAGCUGAAGAUACUGAAAAUUCCGUUUGCCAGCACCUGGAAACAAGGCAUGAUUGAACUACCGUAGAAUCGGUGAUUUUGACUCUAAAUCCGGUGUGGAGAUCAAACUAGGAAGUCCAUCAUUUUAAAUGUAAAACGUAGAGGUAAUUUAUUCGUAUUAGUUCUAUGUGUAUCAUGUAGUUUCAUCUAGUGUUGUAAGAUGAUAACAUGCAGCAGACACGAGAGAAAGAGUUACUGCUGCUUUCCUCGCACUGUACAUAAAAUCACAUUGUCUGUAACAACUGUCCGAUGUGCGUCGAGGAAACGUUUGAAAUAUUAGUGUCCGCCGUUUUACGCGGCUAUUUUUCAAUUCAAACGAAUAUUGGACAAACUUGAAUACCUAUCUAUUCAGAAUUCAGGCUGUCAAAAAUGGUAGGAUGUUGAUUGAUUUAAUUUUUUUAUUAAAAAAUGUUGCAACUCGAAAAAUAAUUCGUUUUUUUUCGAUUUUGAUUGUGUCUGAAAAAAUUGGCUUUAUGAAUAAUUAUUUUUGAUGUAUAAAAUUCAACAUAGAUUUAGAAAACUUGCUUUCCCAUCACGCGUAUCUGCUUUAGAUUAACUAAGUUAAUAGAUAAAGAGAAUAAACAUAAUGCUAUGUUUA